ACAUACCUUUGUAAGCUUGUGACAAACGCCGAUGGUAGUAUAGUAUCACCGGAGAUAGGGAGGAGUAUCUAAAUGUUGGAGAGAUAAGAAUAACCACCGCCAACUAAGAAGGUAAGCCAGGAGACAAGGUAGAGUUUCUGUAAGGUGGGAUAUCGCAUAGUAUAUAAAUCGGGGAUCUUCAUCCGACUCUCGGACCUUAACCUCUACGCACAGAGCUACACGGGGAAGGCGCCAGGAGAAACAAGUUCGGGUAUUCAAAGCCAGAGAUGCACAUCGCGGACAUUGCUGGAAUACCGGCAGCUAAACCAGCUUCGGCAUCUGAUGACUGUCCGUUGCGUCCUCAACCACACUUUGGUGUAUAUAGACGCGGGAUGCCGUAGAAGGAAAAGAAGGCGACAGCCAACCAGAUGGUUUGACAAUGUCUUCCACAAUCAACAAACACCAAUGUUAAGCUUGGAUCGACUCAGGAGCAUAUCAUGCGCUAGCCCCACUUGCCUUCUCACAUUGGACGGCCGUCGUCCCGCCCCUUUGGACAGCUCCAGGAGUCCAGGCUGUCGGCGGCGGCCGUGUGGUGUCCUUGUCAAAUUUCCCGCCCGUGACAACACCUCCAUGAUCACAUUGUCGACUCCCGCUCAACGAGAUCCUGGGUACCUGAUGGAAUCAUCGUCAUCAUGGCUAUUAACUGACCUGGAGCUCUGCAGCUAUCUAAUCCUCCUCUCGCGCCAGGGCAAAGUGCGCCUGGCCAAAUGGUUCACCACUCUGUCUCCCAAGGACAAGGCCAAGAUCGUCAAGGACGUCUCCCAGCUGGUCCUGGCUAGGCGGACUCGCAUGUGCAACUUUCUCGAAUACAAAGAUACCAAGAUUGUCUACCGCCGAUAUGCCUCGCUUUUCUUCAUCGCCGGAUGUUCCUCCGAGGACAACGAGUUGAUCACCCUCGAGAUCAUCCAUCGCUACGUCGAACAGAUGGACAAGUACUACGGCAACGUCUGCGAGCUCGACAUCAUUUUCUCCUUUACCAAGGCCUACUACAUUCUCGACGAGCUCCUGCUGGCGGGAGAGUUGCAGGAAAGCAGCAAGAAGAACGUCCUACGAUGCAUAUCGCAACAAGACUCGCUAGAGGACAUGGAGGUCGAGGAUGAAGUCACAAAGAUCAUGUAAAGGCUGAACAAGCCUUGUGGUGUCUUUUUCUCCAUAAUCAUCACCGACCGGACCAGGUUCUCUCAAACACUCGCGAUUGCCACUGGUCGACAUCUACUUACCCUGGCAGCAUACGCUAAUGCAAUACUUUGACCCCUGAUGCAGGAUGCGGAAGAGAUUCAGAACGCACUCAAGAAGGUCGGAAUUCUCUGAAGCAGUGGCAGCAACCAUAGUCCCUCGACUAGGUGACGGCACCGGAUGGAUAGACGAGAGGGGCGACCCAAAGCACGAGAGCACA
Molecule: messenger RNA, 1435 nt
Organism: Neurospora tetraspora
Lineage: Eukaryota; Fungi; Ascomycota; Sordariomycetes; Sordariales; Sordariaceae
Product: clathrin adaptor complex small chain-domain-containing protein
Exons: 6
Coding region: 322-1158 (278 amino acids)
Biological process (GO): protein transport; vesicle-mediated transport
Cellular component (GO): AP-1 adaptor complex; intracellular membrane-bounded organelle
Molecular function (GO): clathrin-cargo adaptor activity
Source: RefSeq, a predicted model, not a curated record